This is a messenger RNA of Aspergillus thermomutatus, 630 nucleotides long. RefSeq lists its product as uncharacterized. The transcript has a single exon. Lineage: Eukaryota; Fungi; Ascomycota; Eurotiomycetes; Eurotiales; Aspergillaceae. The record is from RefSeq and is a predicted model, not a curated record. The coding region runs from base 1 to 630 and encodes 209 amino acids.
AUGAGACACUUCAUAUUGACUCUCCUCGCCUUGGCCUCCGCCUCGGCUUUGGCUCAAGAUCCCGGCCCAUCACCUACAGCCUCUGUUGGCUGCGAGCCACAUGGCGACCACUGGUAUGACACGAACCAAACAUCCAACUCAGUCAAGCUCACAGUAUACAGGCACUGUGAUGGUCCAGCAACCGGAACCGCUACCGCCACCAGCGAGCAAUCCCUCGCCCCAAGCCCCACCGAGUCUGUUGGCUGCAAACCCCACGGCGACCACUGGCACUGCGACGGGCCCGCCUCCACCGCGGCCGUGACAACGACACAUUCCCACGACCACGAGGAGGAGGACAGCACUGCGACGCCGACAGUUCCCAGUCCCACGGAGUCGGUUGGAUGUGAGCCGCACAACGACCAUUGGCACUGCGAUGGGCCACGGGAGACGGGUAGUGCUUCAGCUUCUGGGGGCGCGAGUGAGACGUCCACUUCGACUUUGGUCUCAACUACUUCAUCUGCCAGUCCGACGUCGUCUGCCACAUCGUCUGCGGCUGGGGCGCAGCAGUCGGAAGGCGGAGCUGGUUCUUUGAGCGUGGAGUUGACUGUGGCCGUUGGGUUGGCUGUUGCUGCUGCGGCGUUUCAUGUUUGA